This is a messenger RNA of Erigeron canadensis, 2556 nucleotides long. RefSeq names its product dynamin-like protein ARC5. NCBI's taxonomy places the organism in Eukaryota, Viridiplantae, Streptophyta, Magnoliopsida, Asterales, Asteraceae. Gene Ontology annotation, molecular function: microtubule binding; GTP binding; GTPase activity. Gene Ontology annotation, cellular component: microtubule; membrane; cytoplasm. The record is from RefSeq and is a predicted model, not a curated record. The coding region runs from base 75 to 2261 and encodes 728 amino acids. The transcript is spliced from 19 exons.
UUCAAAACAACAUAAAACAAAAAAGUCAAAAUAAAAACAAAACACACCAACUAUACAUCCAGUCUACACAUACAAUGGCGACACCUGAGAAGACGGCGGCGACGGUGGCCGGAGAAUACGAAAACCAGUCAAAACUAUAUGAAGCAUACAAUGAACUACAUGGGUUAGCCCAAGAAUUUGAGACACCAUUUGAUGCACCGGCGGUGUUGGUGGUGGGGCAUCAAACUGACGGAAAAAGUGCAUUGGUUGAAGCUUUAAUGGGGUUUCAGUUUAAUCAUGUCGGUGGGGGUACGAAAACAAGGAGGCCUGUUACACUUCAUAUGAAGUUUAAUCCUGAAUGUGAUGAACCUGUUUGUCAUUUGGUCUGUGACAAUGAUUCUUGUGUUGUUCAAGAAAAAUCUUUGAAAGAAGUUCAGGAAUACAUAGAAGCUGAGAACAUGAGACUAGAGCGUGAAACCUGCCAGUUUUCUUCCAAGGAGAUAAUUGUCAGAGUUGAAUACAAAUACUGUCCAAAUCUUACCAUUAUAGACACUCCUGGUCUUGUUGCCCCUGCACCUGGACCAAAAAACCGAGCAUUACAGGCUCAAUCUCGUGCCGUGGAGUCUUUAGUUCGUGCAAAAAUGCAGCAUAAGGAGUUCAUUGUACUAUGCCUUGAAGAUUGCAAUGACUGGAGCAAUGCAACUACUAGAAGGGUAGUCAUGCAAAUUGAUCCUGAACUUUCCAGGACUGUAGUUGUCUCAACUAAGUUGGAUACCAAAAUACCUCAGUUCGCACGUGCUUCAGAUGUUGAAGUUUUCCUUUCUCCACCAGCUUCCGUACUUGAUGGUUUCAUGCUUGGAGAUUCACCUUUUUUCACAUCUGUACCAUCAGGACGAGUUGGUUCUGAACCUGAAUCAGUUUACAGAUCCAAUGAUGAGUUUAAACAGGCUAUUUCUCUAAGAGAGAUGGAAGAUGUUACAUCUUUGGAGGAAAAGCUUGGUCGCUCUCUAUCAAAGCAAGAAAGAAGCAGAAUAGGAGUUAGCAGCCUAAAGUUAUUCUUGGAAGAAUUGCUGAUGAAAAGGUAUAUGGAUAGCGUUCCCUUGAUCAUUCCUCUUCUUGAGAAGGAGUAUCGAGGUACCACUCGGAAGCUAAAUGAUAUCAAUCAGGAACUCAGUGCAUUAGAUGAAGUAAAACUAAAGGAGAAAGCAAGAGCUUUUCAUGUUCUUUUCCUGACCAAGUUAUCACUGUUAUUAAAAGGGUCAGUUGUUGCACCUCCGGAUAAAUUUGGGGAAACACUUCAAGAUGAGAGGGUUAAUGGAGGAGCAUUAAUCGGUAUUGAUGGCUCUCAGUUUCCACUCAAGCUGAUACCUAAUGCAGGCAUGCGUCUAUAUGGUGGUGCUCAGUAUCAUCGUGCUAUGGCUGAAUUUCGGUUUGUCGUUGGAGGGAUAAAAUGCCCUCCAAUUACACGUGAAGAAAUCGUAAAUGCAUGUGGAGUGGAAGAUAUUCAUGACGGAACAAACUACUCUAGGACUGCAUGCGUUAUUGCUGUUGCAAAAGCUCGUGAUACUUUUGAACCUUUUCUUCAUCAGUUGGGUAGUCGGCUUCUUUACAUUCUUAAGAGAUUGCUUCCCAUCUCCGUUUAUCUUCUUCAGAAAGAGGGAGAAUUCUUGAGUGGCCAUGAAGUUUUUCUGAGACGUGUGUCUUCCGCAUUCAAUAACUUUGCUGAAUCCACUGAGCGAUCUUGCAAUGAAAAAUGUAUGGAGGAUUUAAUAAGCACCACACGCUAUGUGACCUGGUCCCUACACAAUAAGAAUCGAGCUGGGCUACGUCAGUUUUUGGAUUCUUUUGGUGGAGCAGAACAGCCUGGAAAUGGUGGUACUGACUCGAGUACGAGUGUUCAGACCACAGAAACAAGAUUGGCAGAUCUUUUGGAUAGCACACUUUGGAACAGGAGGCUAGCCCCUUCGUCUGAACGCAUUGUUUAUGCUUUGGUACAACAAAUAUUUCAUGGCAUCAGAGAAUAUUUCCUGGCUUCAGCCGAGUUAAAGUUCAAUUGCUUUUUCUUAAUGCCGGUUGUAGACAAAUUGCCUGCACUCCUUCGAGAGGAUCUAGAAUCCGCAUUUGAGGAUGAUCUAGAUAAUGUUUUUGAUAUUACUAAUCUACGGCAUUCAUUAGGGCAACGAAAGCGAGAAACCGAAAUUGAGAUGAAGCGGAUACAGAGGCUUAAAGACAAAUUUAGAAAGAUCCAUGAGCAACUUAGUUUACAUCAAGUAAUGCCAUGACCAGGACCUUUUCUAUAAGAUGCGAGUUCAGACUUCCAUCAUUUCAAAUUAUGAUAUCGUCCCCGUCGUGAAGACGUGAAGUAAAUACAGACUGCCCCUAUGGUGAUUCUAUUUUUUUUCCUUUAAAUUUGUAGCCAAGUAACCUAAAAUGAUCGAAGUACCUUUAUCUCUACAUGAUAUCUAUCUGGUAACCAAAUAUCAUGUGUACAAAAGCCUAUGUGAUCUCUUGCUGCAUUGGAAAUUUGUUUUCAAACAUAGCUAUUAUAGUUUAUAGUUUAUAAAUUGUGUUUUUAGA